GGCCCUCCUAAAGAUUCACCACCUUCACCAGCUACAUUAACUCCCAGUACCUCACCAUCUUCUGAUUCCCCUUCAGACUCAUCACCGCCAACAUUUGUGAUACAAGUAUCACCACCUCCAUCCUUUAACGGUACACAACCUUCUCUUGCUCUUCCUUCAUCACCAGUUCCUUCAGGUGAUGUUAGUAACCAUAGUUCCGGAAACCAUCCAGCAGAAAGCUCAAAGUCUGCUGGUGGUAGUGGCAAUGGUACUGCAGGGACAGUUUCCAUCGGCAUCGUACUUGUUCUUCUAUUGGUUGGUCUCAUCGCAGCAGCUGGAUGGUGUAUACGGAAGCGAAAGAAGAAGAAUUCUGGCUAUAAUAUUGGUAAUGUCAAGACAAUCUCUGUGUGCUCCACUCCAAAAUCAGAGUCUGCUUUAUUGAAGGUCGAGGAAUCAACACCUGAGAUAAAUGGAACUGGCUCCAAUUUCCUCGGUUCUCCAGGGGACCCUUGUGGAUUCAGCAGUUCAAAGACCUGGUUUACGUAUCAAGAACUAAUUGAGGCCACGAACGAUUCUUCAGCACAGAAUCUACUAGGGAAGGGUGGAUUUGGUUCUGUAUACAAAGGAUGUCUAGCAGAUGGAAGAUAUGUAGCAGUAAAGCAGCUAAAUAUUGGUGGGAGCCAGGGGGAACGAGAAUUCAGAGCUGAAGUUGAAAUCAUUAGUCGGAUACACCAUCGUCAUUUGGUUUCACUUGUAGGUUAUUGCAUUUCAGAGAAGAAUCGCCUCCUUGUUUAUGACUAUGUUCCCAAUAAUACCCUUUACUUCCAUCUUCAUGCACAAGGGAGGCCUGUCAUGAAUUGGACAACACGUGUUAAAAUUGCUGUUGGCGCAGCUCGUGGAAUAGCUUAUCUGCAUGAAGAUUGCUGUCCUCGUAUUAUUCACAGAGACAUUAAGUCAUCGAACAUUCUUUUGGAUAAUAACUUUGAGGCUCGGGUUUCUGAUUUUGGACUGGCUAAAUUAGCUCAGGAUGCAGAAAGUCAUAUCACAACACGUGUCGUGGGAACAUUUGGAUACAUGGCUCCUGAAUAUGCAUCGACCGGAAAGCUGACUGAAAAAUCUGAUGUAUAUUCCUUUGGGGUUGUGCUUCUGGAGCUAAUUACUGGAAGGAAGCCAGUGGAUACAUCUCAGCCUUCAGGGCAGGAGAAUCUGGUUGAGUGGUCAUAUAUUUUGAAGGAGAAGUCUCUUGUGCCAAGAUUAAUUAUCUUGGAGCAAUUUAGCAGCAAGGUUGAAUCUGACCAAAAGACGUUGCAGCAAAAAAUCGAGAAGAUCGGGCUACUCCGAGAGGAGGCCGAUCAAAUUCGGGCCGAAUGCAACCGGUGGAAGGAGACUAUUGACCGUCUGGCAGCGGAGAAAGAAACCAUCUUAACAAAGUUAUUAUCAGCCGACGUUCAGCUUCGAAACGUCAAGCAAAAAGUGUCGGUUCAGGCUAAGAAAAUUGAUGAGCUUGAGAUACGAUUUGCUGAGGCUAAGGCGGAGGUUGAGUCGUCGAAAGUUUUGGCGGAUAAGUCUAUUGCUGUAUAUCGAGCUGAUGCUGAGGCCGCUCAGGUGGAGGCCCGGGAAGCUGCGAAGAUUGCCGAUGCUCGAGCUCAUUGUGUUGCCGAACUUGUUAAGUGUAGAUCUCGGAGGCAGACCCUCGAGGAGAUACAUGCUCGAGGUUUCGACCUUAUCGAUGAGGUAAGAAAGGCAAAAGAGCUUGAAGCAGAGGCUGAAGCCUUGGCUUCUGAUGAUGAUGACGAUGACGGUAGCAAAAGCGGGUCCGAGGGUGGGGAAGACCCCGACCCAGAAUCUUAG
Nicotiana tabacum (common tobacco) is the source of this 1830-nucleotide messenger RNA. Lineage: Eukaryota; Viridiplantae; Streptophyta; Magnoliopsida; Solanales; Solanaceae. The record is from RefSeq and is a predicted model, not a curated record.